Molecule: messenger RNA, 1454 nt
Organism: Dermacentor silvarum
Lineage: Eukaryota; Metazoa; Arthropoda; Arachnida; Ixodida; Ixodidae
Product: ankyrin repeat and SAM domain-containing protein 3
Exons: 8
Coding region: 191-1165 (324 amino acids)
Molecular function (GO): protein binding
Source: RefSeq, a predicted model, not a curated record
CGCCGUACCAGCACUGGUCGUACCAACGCUGAAAAACGAAACUAACUCCGGUGUCUCCGGCGCUUGGAAACGCUGUUACGUUGUCCCUGGUCGUCUGCGGCGGUGUUUUCAUUGGGCACUUUGGUGACUAUUGCUGCUUUACCUACUAUAGAAACAUUAGUUGAAGUGAAAAGUUGUGCCUUCAUCGCAAAUGGCGUCGCUGGAUGUGGACGCCAUGCCGACAUGGAUGUCUGGGAGCGACUUGGACAGCGCUGCUUCUUUCGAUGUCUACACCGCGGCAAGUUCUGGCGGCGUGUCGCGUCUGCGAGAGCUCUUGAACCAAACGAGGAGUGAUGCGGAUGCGCAGAAUCGUGGUGGCUGGACACCCCUGAUGUACGCUGCCUGCUCUGGCCAGAAGGCAGCCCUGCAGCUGCUACUGGAGGAGGGUGCUAGUGUGAAUCUGCGCGGCGGCAGGCACGGACGCACAGCCACCAUAGUUGCAGCCAUGUAUGGACACCAACAGUGCAUUGCUCUUCUUCACCAGCACGGUGCUGACCUUGAGCUGAGGGACCACGAAGACCGCACGGCUCUGUUCCAUGCUGCUGCCUUAGGCCACGUUGCGGUGGUGCAACUUCUAGUCGACCUUGGAGCCAACAUCAACUGCGUAGAGCACUUCAGUGGGCACAGUCCUUUGAGCAUAGCCACAGACCAGAACCAUGACAGUGUGGUGGAGAUCCUUCUGAAUGCCGGCUCAAGGUUCUCACAAGCAACAACGAAUGGGAACACUUUACACCCUGCCCGACAGACCAAUAUUCCCAUAACAUCACCAUGUGGUCGAGCCAGGAGGUCCCCUGAAUUAGAGAGUCUGGUUCGUCGUUGUGCCAAUUUAACGGUGGAAGGAACAUCGCCACGUCCUAUUGCAGGUCUGAGCCUGCCUCCCAAGUCGGCUGUUCGCAACCUUGCCGACUUCCUUGGUCACCUGAGCCUGUCCAAGUAUGUGCCAAUGUUGGAGGCACAGGGCAUUGACCUUGACCAGUUCCUUACAUUUGGGGAUACCCAACUUGAGCAGGCAGGCAUUCGCCUUGUUGGCCCCAAAAGGAAAAUGGCCAUUGCAAUUUCGUGCUGGAACGAACGAGAACGCUACCAAGCGGAACACAAAGGAACAGCACAGAAUCCAUUGCAGUGACUCAUCUCUACUGCAAUGUCAUUUCGGAGUCCUUGCUUUGUUGUCCAAUUUUAAAGUGCCUUGCCAAAAAAUUUGGCUGUUCACUGUAAGUUAUCUGGGGAGCACUAUCUAGAUGUCUGCUGCUAAAAUUUUUCGGAAGUGCUCUGUAGUAGUAGAGACAUACGGGAAUUAAAUGGUGUGAAACGAUGGUGCAUGAAGGUGAGCUACCUUCACUAGAGCAUAGGUUCUCCAACACUGUCUCGACCGAUGUCUGCAAGUGAUGAUCUUUUUCUUUUUUCCAUAAUAAAGA